Messenger RNA from Penicillium riverlandense, 1812 nucleotides. Its product is annotated as CocE/NonD family hydrolase. Bases 1 to 1812 code for a protein of 603 amino acids. The transcript has a single exon. Gene Ontology annotation, molecular function: dipeptidyl-peptidase activity. NCBI's taxonomy places the organism in Eukaryota, Fungi, Ascomycota, Eurotiomycetes, Eurotiales, Aspergillaceae. The record is from RefSeq and is a predicted model, not a curated record.
AUGGAAGACCUCGCCCAUCGAAUACGUGACAUCUCAACGCAGGACAAAACGUCUUUCCCUUACAUCUUCGAGCAGAAUGUAUCCAUCCCCUUGAAAACGACCGCCAUUUUGGAUGCAUCGGCCGUCAUCCGCUGCAAUAUCUAUCGCCCGAAUGAUGAGUCCUCCAUUUAUCCUGUCCUGGUUACGUACGGUCCCUACGGGAAAGAUAUACAUUACCGCGAUUUCCACGGCCGCUCCUUCGCAGAGGUGAAUCCGAAUCAGCAAUCCGAGCAUUCGUGCUGGGAAACCCCAGACCCUCUCUACUGGACACAGCACGGGUAUGUGGUCGUGCGUGCGGAUGAACGUGGCACGGGGCAAUCCCCUGGAAUGCUUGAUACCAUGUCCCGCGGAACGAGCGAGGCCUUCUUCGACGUAGUUGAAUGGUGUGCAGAGCAGGCCUGGUCAUCUGGCCAUGUUGGCCUGCUGGGAAUCAGCUACUACGCAGGGAGCCAGUGGCGCGUGGCAGCGAGGAGACCCAAAGGUCUCAAGGCAAUUGUGCCCUGGGAAGGAAUGAGCGACUACUAUCGGGACCGCUGUCGCCAUGGUGGUAUCUUCGCCAAUGGAUUCAUUGAUUUCUGGUAUAACCGCCAAGUCGUCACAAACCAGUAUGGCCGGCCCGGCCGAGCGGCAAGUAACUGGGGACCUGACACGAUUGAGGGCGAGCUUUCAGACGACCAGCUAGAACAGCUGCGGAGACACCAGACCCUAGAUAACGCGAGCAACCAGUUUCGAGACGAUGUGUAUUAUGCCUCGAAGGAAUAUGCGCUGGAGGAUAUCGAGGUGCCGCUCCUUUCCGUGGCAAACUGGGGUGGUAUCACAGUGCACUUGCGAGGGAAUGUUCAGGGUUUUCUCCAUGCAGGCUCAGAGUUGAAGUAUAUUCGCUUCAUUACGGGGAGGCACGAUCUUCCGUUCUAUCGCGAUGAGGAGGUGGAGUUGCAACGGAGCUUCCUGGAUGCCUUUCUCCGCGAUGAUGAUCGGGUUGGGUGGUCUAGGAAGGGAGAGGUCCCUCCCGUUGACCUUGUCCUGCGGAAGGGGAAUGUUCCCUGUAAUGACGAGGCCGCGGAGAUGACUUUCCCUCGUCGAACUGAAAAUGAAUGGCCCCUGGCACGCACCGAGUACACGAAGUACUACCUGACACCGGACUAUGGCCUCCAGCCCAUCAAGCCAUCAUCUACAUCACCCUACGCCAAACUCUCCUAUAAGGCUCCAGGGCCACUGAAAGACCCGCACUUCCUGCAAUUUACCAGCCUGGCCUUCGAACGUGAGACAGAGGUUACUGGCCACAUUGUAGCGCAUCUGUGUGUCUCGCUCGAAGCAGACUUCGAUAGCGAAUCCCCACGGGACAUAGACCUCUUCGUUACCCUCCGACACAUCUCUCCAGAGGGACAAGAAAUCAACUACACUGGGAGUGCAGGUGAUCCAGUCCCAGCAUGCCGUGGCUGGCUCAGAGUCAGCCUGCGGAAGGUCAACGAGAACCACCCACGCCACCGGUCGUGGCUUCCAUACCGUGAAUACCUUUCAACUGAUAUUCUCCCUGUACUACCCGGGGAGGUAUACUCUGUGGAUGUCGAGCUCUGGCCUACCUCGGUCGUGGUUGGAAAGGGUGGAAAACUGGUUCUUGAAGUGGCCUCCGGCGACACGGAGGGUUCGGGGAUCUUCCAGCAUAAUCACCCGAGGGAUAGACCUCUUGAGAGGUUUCAGGGGGUAAAUUCUUUACGUUUUGGGCCCGUUUGGGAGAAUUACGUUACGUUUCCUAUCAUUCCUCCGGCAUAA